AUGGAGGAUGCCGGUGGCGUCAUCCGCGUAACCGUCAAAUGGAUGGGCAAGCGCUUCAACGACCUCGAAAUCAACCUUGACGAUAAUGUCGAGGUGCUGAAGACGCAGCUGUAUUCCCUCACGGGAGUACCGCCGGAGAGGCAGAAGAUCAUGUACAAGGGUCUCAUCUCAGACAACACCGACCUGCGCGAGAAGGGUUUAACCAAUGGCACGACCCUUAUGCUGAUCGGCACUGCGGAGAAGCUGGUGGAGCGAAAGGAGCCAGUGCGCUUUUUCGAGAACAUGACGCCGGAGGAGAAGUCGGCGGUACUUGGCUCCGCGAAGGUAAAGAGGAUCCCAUGCGGUAUCAUGAAUCUGGGCAACACGUGCUACUUCAGUGCGGUGUUUCAGUUCCUACAGCCCGUUACUGAGCUUUGGGAAGGCAUCGAGCUGCUGGAGGCCAAGGACGCCAUCGACAACAAGUCCGAUCGUUACCAGCUGACCAAAUCGCUGCUGGACAUGCGUCGCACCCUGCCAUCGACUUUAACGCGGUUCGUACCGCUCCAGCAGAUGCAGCUUCUUAGAAGGGUAAAUCCGCUCUUCAACCGAACCGACGAGAAAACCGGCGUUUAUCUGCAGCAGGACGCCGAGGAAUGUCUCAGCUGUCUGCUCAGCUGCAUCAACGGCCUGGCCGACAACAAGAUCACCGACGAGAUUUUCGGGUACAUGCUCUCGACGACCAUCCGACCAAAGGAAAGGGCGGAGGACGCAGCGGCUGCGAAGGACGACUCAGUCACGAGCGAGUGCAGCUUCAAACUGAAUUGCUACAUGGGCACGCAACUGAAAUCGGUCGGCACGCUCAUGGACGGCAUUAUGAUUUCGCUGAAUGAGGACAUCGUCAAGUUCAGCGAGGAGUUGGGCGCCGAUGUUCCCCACGAGAAGGUGGCCCGCAUCUCGACACCUCCGAAAUACCUCAUUGUGCACCUCGUGCGGUUCGAGUGGAAGCAGGAGAGCAAGGUCUCCAAAACGGAUGCCGUGAAAGCCAAGGUUUGCCGCCGUGUGAACUUCGAACGCGAAUUAGACAUCACAUCCAUUUGCACUGAGGAGCUACAGCCACUGCUGCGUGAAGCCAACGCCGUGGCCAUGCAGAAGGACUUCGACAUAGGCAAGGCCAACAGCGCGGGGCCCUUCAAGGGAUACGAGAUGUACCCGGGGAUGUACGCCACGGGAAAAUACACGUUGCAGUCGGUGGUCACGCACCAGGGACGCACAGCCGACGGAGGCCACUACGUCUGCUGGACCAAAGACAACAAUGAAGCAACUAAAGGCGAGGAACCGGACUCAGAGAUCCCAGCCGGCGAUGGCUGGCUGAUGUUCGACGAUGACCGCGUGACCGAAUACCGUUGGGGCAACUUCGACCUCUGCGGAGGUAGGAGUGACUACCACAUCGCAGUACUGCUACUGUACAAGGCGCAGUGCGUGAGCGUCAACACCGAAGACGCGGCAGAUAACGCUGAAGGCGCAGCGACGUCUUAA
This is a messenger RNA of Babesia ovata, 1515 nucleotides long. Its product is annotated as ubiquitin carboxyl-terminal hydrolase. The transcript has 4 exons. Gene Ontology annotation, molecular function: cysteine-type deubiquitinase activity; protein binding; proteasome binding. Lineage: Eukaryota; Apicomplexa; Aconoidasida; Piroplasmida; Babesiidae. The record is from RefSeq and is a predicted model, not a curated record. Gene Ontology annotation, biological process: regulation of proteasomal protein catabolic process; protein deubiquitination; proteasome-mediated ubiquitin-dependent protein catabolic process. The coding region runs from base 1 to 1515 and encodes 504 amino acids.